CAUGAGUCAACAAUUUUAUUAAACAUAUGUGCCUAAUCCUUUCAUUCCUACGUUUAAUCCAACGAUAAAUUCAUCUAGAAUUGAUUAUCCAUCAACUAAUUCUGCAAAAUAAGUUGAUAUUAAAGAAUUAACAAAUGAGUAGAUUUCAUAAAAUAAUGUCAUCACUUCAUCAUUUAAUUUGAACCCAUAAACAAACAAAUCAAUUGUUAUAAAACGUAAAUUAAUAAAAAAUGAUUAAUAGCAAUUUUAACCAAUUAAGAUGAAUAUCAAAGAAAGAUUAAUGAUUUGAAAAAUAAUCAUAAAAAUGAACUAAAAGAACUUGAAUUAAAAAUGUAAUCAUAAAUAGAUUCUCUCUAAUAAAAAAGAUAUCAAGAUGAUUAAUAAAAAUAGUUAACUGAUGUAAGACAAUAAAUAGCUGAACUUUAAUAAACUCUUUAAGGAAAUAAUUAUAGUAAUCCUUAUUAAUAAUAAUAACAUUAAUUUUAUAAUCAAAAUGAAAUGGAUAGAUUAGAAAAGUAAUUAAAAAAAAAGAAAAAUAAAAUAAAGUUGUUUAAAACUGAAAUUGAUAGUCUAAAGUUAGAACUAUAGAUAAGAUAAUAAAAAAUAACAGAGUUAGAAAUAAAAUUGCAUUAUUCAGAAAAUAAACCAAUAAUUUAAUAAUAAUCUGCAAUACCUAAAGUGAUAGGUGUACCUUAAUAAAUAAUUGCUUAGCCUUCAACAAUAAUAUAAGAGUCUCCAGAAUUAAUUGAUAGAAUUAGGAGUGUUGAAUAUGAAAGAGAUGUAAGUUCUGAAUUUAUUUUAGUGUUUGCUUUAGGAACUAAGAAGAUUGUAAGCAACAAACAUACCUUAAAGAUAAUAGCCUUCAUUUCCUUCAGUAGAAGAAUGGAAUCGACUUAUGCAUGAAUAUAAAGCUUUGGAAAGUGAGAACAAUAAGCUAAACACUAUAAUUUUAUAAAAGGAUGAUUUAAUUAAAUCAUUAGAAUAAAGAAUAAGUGUUGAGCUUACUAAAUAAAGUGCAUUAUAAGCUUAAGGUAAUUAGCCUAGAGCUAUAUCAGUUUUUUAUGAUCCAUAACAAUCAUAAUAGUCGAAAUCUCAAUAAUUAUAUCCUAUUGCUGUUCAAAACACUGAAUAAAAAUCUAAUAUUGAACCAACAUUAUAGAAUCCUAGUGGUCAAUGA
Messenger RNA from Paramecium sonneborni, 1177 nucleotides. The record is from the annotation of a GenBank genome assembly. NCBI's taxonomy places the organism in Eukaryota, Ciliophora, Oligohymenophorea, Peniculida, Parameciidae.